CUCUCGGCUGCUCGGGCCGCUGACUGGGCUUCGCAGGGCCGACUAGAACCUGGCCGUUUUCCCCGUCUCGCACUAGCGAGAGGUCUUCGCUUUGCGGGGACGGGACGGUGGGGAAUGGGAAUGGCGCCGGAGAAAAUGAGGGUCGGGGCCCUGCGGUGCGUCUGGGAAGCCUCUGCACCACGAGGUGAAUGCACCCCAAGGCUCGCGCGGUUCGCGGAGAACCUUAUAUUCCAUUUUCCAGUGGGAAGAUUGAAGUCAUGGCUGGUCCUGAAAGUGAUGCCCAGUUCCAGUUCACUGGUAUUAAAAAGUAUUUCAACUCUUAUACUCUCACAGGUAGAAUGAAUUGUGUUCUGGCCACAUAUGGAGGCAUUGCUUUGUUGGUCCUGUACUUCAAGUUAAGGCCUAAAAAAACCCCAGCUGUGAAAGCAUCAUAACUGGGUCUUUCGAUGUCUGACCUCGUCUGUUAAGUUCCAUGCCUGAAGAAGCUGAUGUCAACUCAUCAUGUAAUACUCAAUUUGUACAAUAAAUUAUGAACCUGGAAAA
Molecule: messenger RNA, 543 nt
Organism: Arvicola amphibius (Eurasian water vole)
Lineage: Eukaryota; Metazoa; Chordata; Mammalia; Rodentia; Cricetidae
Gene: Atp5mk
Product: ATP synthase membrane subunit k
Exons: 4
Coding region: 189-434 (81 amino acids)
Source: RefSeq, a predicted model, not a curated record